AUGCAGAUGACAUGUAAAGGGAAAGGGAAAGGGAAGCAGGUGGGCAUUCCUGAGCAGGCAAUAGCGAUCAGAUUUCGGUGGGAUAGGCAGUGGAUAAUAGUUAAUCAAAAAGGCAGGGCAGUUACACAAAGAAACGAACCAAAGCUCGCUCUUGUUGAGGUUGAGCUUCCAAAGGAGGCAUUUUUAGAAGGAUGGGAGCCUACUGGGGGCUCAUAUAUGGUAAUAAAGGCUCCAGGGAUGGAUGUGCUUAAGAUUUCGCUGAGUAAACCAGAUGAUGUAACAGAUGGUGUUUCCUUGUGGGAGUGGUCUGGCUCUGCAUUGGAUGAAGGAGCUGAAGCAGCAAACUGGUUUACAAAAUUUCUUGGGAAAACUAGCCGGCUAGUUCGUUUUAAUGCAGCAUCAGAAACUAGGCCUGUGGAUCCAGAAUAUGCUCGGGGACACAAUCUAAUGUUUUCCGACCAGUAUCCAUAUAUGCUUUUGUCUCAGGGGUCUUUGGAUGCACUAAAUAAGCUUCUCAAUGAGCCUGUUCCAGUCAACCGUUUUAGACCCAACAUCCUUGUCGAUGGUUGCGAACCAUUUUCUGAGGACUUAUGGACUGAGGUCCGGAUUAACAAGUUCACAUUUGAAGGUGUCAAGUUAUGCUCCCGUUGUAAGGUACCAACUAUAAAUCAGGACACUGGGAUUGCUGGUUCUGAACCAAGUGAAACUCUGAUGAAAAUUAGAUCAGACAAAGUGUUGCGCCCGAACCGAAAACAGCAGGGAAAGAUUUACUUUGGCCAGAACUUAGUCUGCAAGGACAGCCUCACUAAAGGAAGGGGAAAUGUGGUUAAAGUUGGGGAUCCUGUUUUUGUCCUCAGGAAAGUUUCAUCUGCUGCUGAAGCGGCUGCUUGAACUCUGUGGCAUAUCUGUUCGCUGUUGUAGUUUUAGUCUUAAAAUAACAGCAUACAUCCGAAGUCUUAUCCUACAUUUUCUCAUUCUAAGUGAUGCAUCAUUUUAUGUGGUAUUCCUGUAUCUUUUAUCAUACUGGUUUAUCAUUUACAAGUUAAUACUGCAUAAGAAGUAACAUCAUUUGGGAUGAAAAUUUGGUGAUAAGAGUUUGAUAUACUUAUUUUAGUUUUAGAAUAAAUGAUGUUGUCUCCAGAGUAAGUUCUGUUGACUCUUCUGGUGCUGGAAUCAGGAACGGCUUGCCUAUCUAUUCAAGAAUUUAAUUCAACC
This is a messenger RNA of Pistacia vera, 1215 nucleotides long. RefSeq names its product mitochondrial amidoxime reducing component 2-like. Gene Ontology annotation, molecular function: pyridoxal phosphate binding; catalytic activity; molybdenum ion binding. Bases 1 to 891 code for a protein of 296 amino acids. Lineage: Eukaryota; Viridiplantae; Streptophyta; Magnoliopsida; Sapindales; Anacardiaceae. The record is from RefSeq and is a predicted model, not a curated record. The transcript is spliced from 8 exons.